AUGAUUAUUGAAGGUUUGAUCCAAGCAAUGAUUAAUAGAAAUGGAUGUCAGCCAUCUCAUUUGAUGUUUGCAGAUGACAUUUUUAUAUUUUGCAAUGGGCACAAGAAAACAUUAGAUAAUUUGAUGGGAUUAUUAAUGAAAUAUCAGACUGCUUCUGGACAAACAGUUAACAGAGCAAAGAGAAAAUGCUUUGUUGGUGGAGUUACUGAAGAAAGAAGACUGAUAAUUGCAGAAAUAUUACAAAUCAAACUCUCAGAAUUCCCUGACAAAUAUUUAGGUACAAUUCUGUGUCAUGGGAGAGUAAAAACUACACAAGUAUGGGGGAUUGUGGAAAUGCUACAAAAGCAGCUAGCAGGAUGGAUUGGUAAAUUACUUGCAUUUUCUGACAGACUAAUUCUAGUUAAACAUGUGCUUUGUAGUAUACCAAUAUACAACAUGGCUGUCUAUAAAUGGCCCAAAUCUGUGAUUAAAGAAUGUGAAAGGAUAAUCAGAAAUUUCUUAUGGACUGGUGAUCCAUCUGUGAAGAAAAUGAUAACUGUUAAAUGGGAAGAAGUAAAUGCACCAUUUGCUGAGGGUGGUCUUGGGAUCAGAAGAUUAGAGGUAGUUAACAAGGAACUUCUUUUGAAAUUUCUCUGGAAAAUUGAAACUGAAGAUGAGGAAUGGACCAUAUUUGUGAAGGCAAAAUACAAAAACAAAGAUGGAGAAUGGACUACUGGCUAUAAGAAAUCUUUCAUAUGGCCUGGACUCAAGUGGGUGAUAAGUGAGCUCAAUGAAGGAAGUAGAUGA
This is a messenger RNA of Papaver somniferum (opium poppy), 786 nucleotides long. RefSeq lists its product as uncharacterized. The record is from RefSeq and is a predicted model, not a curated record. The transcript has a single exon. Bases 1 to 786 code for a protein of 261 amino acids. NCBI's taxonomy places the organism in Eukaryota, Viridiplantae, Streptophyta, Magnoliopsida, Ranunculales, Papaveraceae.